This is a messenger RNA of Hipposideros armiger (great roundleaf bat), 1203 nucleotides long. It is a transcript of the gene KRT12, whose product is annotated as keratin 12. Gene Ontology annotation, molecular function: structural molecule activity. NCBI's taxonomy places the organism in Eukaryota, Metazoa, Chordata, Mammalia, Chiroptera, Hipposideridae. The record is from RefSeq and is a predicted model, not a curated record. Gene Ontology annotation, cellular component: cytoskeleton. Gene Ontology annotation, biological process: intermediate filament organization; epithelial cell differentiation; morphogenesis of an epithelium.
AGCACCACCAUGCCACUCUCAGUGCAGACCUCUGGGCUGUCCAGGCAACUGUCUUCCCAGAGUGGGGCACUAGGCAGAGCCAGGGGCAUGGCUGCUUCCAGUGUUGGGAGUGGCUCUGCCGGAAGCACGCUUGGCUUUGGAGGCAGCUGUCGGGGAGGCUUUUCUGCUGCUUCCAUGUCUGGUUCUAGCUUUGGCUUAGGUGGUGGCUUUGGAAGUCCUUUUGCAGGAGGACUGGGCCCUGCUUAUAGGGGAGCCGUGGAUAGUGGCUUUGGAGGCCUGGGGAUUGGAUUUGGGAGCAGCUCAGGAGGCGGCUCUCUAGGUAUUCUCUCUGGCAAUGGUGGAGGCCUUCUUUCCGGAUCAGAAGAGGAAACCAUGCAAAAUCUUAAUGACAGAUUGGCUUCCUAUCUGGAUAAGGUUCAGGCUCUAGAAGAAGCUAAUACUGAGCUAGAAAACAAAAUUCGAGAAUGGUAUGAAACACGAGGAUCUGGGACUGAAGAUCCGGGGUCACAGAGUGAUUAUAAUAAAUAUUAUCCAAGGAUUGAAGACCUCAGGAAUCAGAUCAUUUCUGCCAGCAUUGGAAACACCCAGCUCGUCUUGCAGAUUAACAAUGCAAGACUGGCUGCCGAAGACUUCAGAAUGGAGGAACAGCGCUCAUGCACAUCCCCUCGCCCCUCUUUUCUGUGGCAGAGCGGGGAGCUCAGGAAAGAGAUCAGCACCAACACGGAGCAGCUUCAGUCCAGCAAGAGCGAGGUCACCGAACCGAGGCGCGCCUUUCAAAACCUGGAGAUCCAGCUCCAGUCCCGGCUUGCCAGGAAGAAAUCCCUGGAGGGCUCCUUGGCCCAAACCGAGGGCGACUACUGCGGCCAGCUGUCGCAGGCGCAGCAGCUCAUCGGCAGCCUGGAGGAGCAGCUGCUCCAAGGGCGCGCAGACACCGAGCGCCAGAACGCUGACCACCAGCGGCUGCUGAACGGCAAGGCCCGCCUGGAGCUAGAGAUGGAGACCUACCGCCGCCUGCUGGACCGCGAGGCCCAUGGAGACGGUUUGGAUGACAGUUCAUCUGUAACAGACUCCACAUCUCAAGCACAAUCCUUUGACUCCUCCAAAGACCCUACCAAAGCCCGAAAAAUCAAGACAAUUAUCCAUAAAGUGGUGAACGAUGAGGUGGUCUCAUCCCAAGUUCAGAAACUUGAACAAUUAAUAUAA